Molecule: messenger RNA, 2297 nt
Organism: Syzygium oleosum
Lineage: Eukaryota; Viridiplantae; Streptophyta; Magnoliopsida; Myrtales; Myrtaceae
Product: RING-H2 finger protein ATL43
Exons: 1
Coding region: 459-1820 (453 amino acids)
Source: RefSeq, a predicted model, not a curated record
UAUCAGCCGUUGUCCCAGAAACGCCCCGCAUAUGUCACAGUGACACGAUAAGGCAGGCGGUUCUGAACCUUCCCCUUCAGGAGCUUCGGUUCGCUUCUCUCUCUCUCUCAUGGCGAUUGGCCGAAAACGUUCACCCCCACCACCACCACCACCAACCCCCUCUCUUUCUCUCUCUCUCUCUCUCUCUCUCUCUUCGAGCGAUUGAUUGAUUUGUGUCGAGGGAUGCUGUUCUGUUCCAUGUUCUCCUGUCAUUCUCUUGCAGUUCGAUCCCGUUCGAAAUGAUCGAAUUCGAGAUCGAGAUGUGCCUUUUCUUGUCCUGUCUCGUCUCGCUUGGAUCUUUGCUCUUCACCCACCACCACCACCUCUCGCAGGAGAAGAAGAAAAGCAAAGGGAUCGUCUUUUCUCAUGAAACGAACCUCUCGCGCUCGCCGUCGUCGCACCUUUCUGGGUCCUGAUUCAUGAGGGAAGAGAAAUCGCGCCUGCCGCACGCAAGGCACGGAGGAAGCGCGCGAGCGUUCAUGGGCUCGCUCGCAGUUUCUAAGCCCUUCCCUUUUUGCGUCUUGAUUUUCUCCUUCUUCUUCCUGACCUUCCUGGCCUCGUCAUUGGAUGUUGACGACCGCGACGGCGAUUACGUCGUCAUCUCUCGUUCCCAUAAUGCAGCGGCGGUUCCGAGCCCUCCGCCCCCGCCCCCGCCGCCUCCUCCGCCGCGGAAUAUCUCUCCGUUCAAGCCGAGCGUCGCCGUGAUAGUGGGCGUCCUGACAACCAUGUUCUCCAUCACCUUCCUCCUCCUCCUCUACGCCAAGCACUGCAAGCGCGGCGGCGGAGGGUACCCCGGGGCUGACGACGCGGCCGUGGCUUCGUCGUCGGCCGCGGCGGCGAGGAAGAACUCCGGCAUCGACAGGUCGGUGAUCGAGUCCCUGCCCGUCUUCAGAUUCGGGUCCUUGCGGGGGCAGAAGGACGGGCUCGAGUGCGCCGUCUGCCUGACCCGGUUCGACCCGGCGGAGGUGCUGAGGCUGCUCCCCAAGUGCAAGCACGCCUUCCACGUCGAGUGCGUCGACACGUGGCUCGACGCCCACUCUACCUGCCCCCUCUGCCGCUACCGGGUCGACCCGGAGGACGUCCUCCUGGUGGGGGACCCCAACGCCUCCCUCGAUUCCCCGGCGGCGCGGCGUGACGCCGCGGAGGACGACGAGGAGGACAAGCACAGCGUCGUCGUGGACGCGGGCGACGACGACCCGCUGGAGACCCGGCGAGUCUCCGGCAGGCACUCCGACGGGGAGAGGACCGGCAGGCAGAAGUGGCACGGAGGCGACGCGGCGGCGCUGAGGAGGUCCGUGGACAGCGCUCGCGGCGCGAGGAAGAAGACCGAAGCCGUGUCCGUCGGAUGCUUCGACCGAGGGCCGAGGAAAGACGCGCUGCUGCUGCCCGAAGACGAGGACGGGACCGCCGCGGCCAUCGACCGGAGGGCGAGCGCGGCGGCGGAGGAGCGGAGGCGACUAGAGCACCGGAUCAUCGUCUCGGGCAAGCAGGGCCAUCAGAGGUGGAGCGACGUGCAGCCGUCGGAUCUGCUGUACCUGCGGUCGGAGAUGAUAAUCAGCGACGGCCGUGGAUUCCCGAGCGGGGAGGGUGGCAGGAGCGUAAUUAAUGGGAGAAGCGUGUCGGAAAUCACGGGCGUGAGCAGGUUCGGCAAUAAUGGGAUUCACGGUAGCCACGAACGACCGAGGCGGCGACAGAUGGAGACGGACACGGCCACGGGGCUCGUGUCGAGGUGGUUGGCUUGGAUUUCUCAAUCUCCAGCUGUGCGGUCGGAGGGACCCUAAAACGAAUUCUGCUUCCUUUGGGUUUUCAUGGCACCGACCAUAUUGAAUUGAAGAGUCGGAGGACGAAGAACUCGGCUCGGGGCACGGGAAAAUUGCCCCUACACACUUAUAGUUACAAUGAAGAGGAAAACGAAAAUUGCUCAUUGGAUGGGUCCGAUCCAAAGAAAUUAUUGCAACAGAACAUGAGAUGGGUGCGAGCAUAUAAUGUCAAUCGAUUCACGAGGAAGAUGCUUUCCUCCAUCGCCAGGCCUCGGAAGAUACUGUCAUUGGUUUGGAGAUUACAAUGCUGCAGCAUACGGAUUGGCCUGGCCAUAGGAAAAGUGCCCGAACUCGAGGCGCUUGGAUGGAGAGGAUCUCGUCUUUUGUUUUCUGACGAACUUUUGUUGACUAUACCUAAUUUGUCGAUUUGAUACGCCGGUCUUUCCCUUACGUGUAAUCUGUGCAUUGAAAAUUAAAGAAAAAAUUCUUCAAUAGGUA